This is a messenger RNA of Talaromyces atroroseus, 1383 nucleotides long. RefSeq lists its product as hypothetical. Gene Ontology annotation, biological process: protein targeting to membrane; peptidyl-L-cysteine S-palmitoylation. Gene Ontology annotation, cellular component: extrinsic component of endoplasmic reticulum membrane; endoplasmic reticulum palmitoyltransferase complex. Lineage: Eukaryota; Fungi; Ascomycota; Eurotiomycetes; Eurotiales; Trichocomaceae. The coding region runs from base 1 to 1383 and encodes 460 amino acids. The transcript has 2 exons. The record is from RefSeq and is a predicted model, not a curated record.
AUGGGGGCAAAAGCGCGGCCGCCGCAGAAUCCCCAAAGUUCCCCUUUUCACCUCGCCGAGUCUUUUUCCGCACUUCUCUCUGAGUCUCUUCGAUCCUUCGCUCCACCUCCACCACCUACUACUCCAGACCGGUUUAAUUUCGACUUCAGGCCGUCUACCGCUCUCGUUGGAUCCUUUUAUAGCAACUUAUCACCGCUGGCGGCGAAGAACGACUAUCAGAACUUCACGGUGCCGGGUUCUCAGGAUAUCCCGCUGGAUAAUUACCAUACCACGCAACCUGCUACUCUUCGUCCUGCAAACACCCAUGCCCGCCGCCAUCAGGGAUUCCCGCUCUCGAAUCGUCACAACAGCAACUCCGGCAAGGCAGUAAACCGGUCUCCGUCUAGCUUUCGUCUGUGGAAUCCUAUAAACCACGUUCCUCGGACUGCCGUCGUUUCGAUUCGCGGUGACGAAGACAUCGGUCUCAUAGCAUCUGACCGUGACGCGUACCCGCUUCUUUCACUCCCGGAACAUCACCGCAACGGCCUCUCGUCUACAACCAGCCUUGCUGUUGAGUACAGUGCGGGAGGAGCAGAGAGUGGCCGCACGAGCAUCGCGCUGCCGAGCAGUCGUCGGCGCAGCCAACCCAUCGAAUCUGCGGAACAUUCCGAUAUGCCAGCCGAAAACAACAAUAUCACCGGUCACAUUCGGCCCGAUGACGGCAUAAUACAUCCUCCUCGCCACGCACAGUCGAACAAUUCCUUACGGGCUUCAACAUAUGCGUCGUAUCCGUCUAAUGGAGGCAAUAAUAUUAAUAGCGGAGAAGCAGAUGGUGGUGAAGAGCUGGCUUGGGGCCCCGCGCAUCCGUGUUAUCCACACAUGAAUCCGCAUGUACCCUUGCAAUCAGAAGAAUUUACAAGCACCCGGAUUAUCCGUAUUCGUCGCGACUGGAUGGUUAAAGGAGAUCUUGCCCCUACAUUUUCAAACUUAUAUCCCGAGAUCUUAGAUCCGUUGCUACCUGAACAAGAGUUCCGUCGUAUCAUAGCCAAGGUCAAUGGAGAGCUGGUCAAAGCAUUCGACCCUUUUUCAUUACGCAACUGGUUUGAUGCGGCCAUGGGCUUGGUGACUGGGUGGUUGUGGGAUGAGAUGGGCUUUGCCGGAAUCAAGAGCCAUUUACAUCGAGUAGAAGAUUGGCUGGAGAAAUGGAAUCGCGAAGUUGGGUCUAAAGAUGGGGUUCGGAUCUGGAGUCUUCGACGAACAGCAUAUAUGACAUUGGAUAUCCAAAUUCCGGAUCCUAAAGUCGGUCUCGUCAACCCUGAAGACGCUUCAGUACCCGGGACAAGACCGGAUACUGGUUUUGACUCUGAGACUCCUACUGCACCGGCAGAGGCUCAUGUUCGAUGA